Choloepus didactylus (southern two-toed sloth) is the source of this 3239-nucleotide messenger RNA. RefSeq names its product thrombospondin 4 (gene THBS4). The record is from RefSeq and is a predicted model, not a curated record. Lineage: Eukaryota; Metazoa; Chordata; Mammalia; Pilosa; Megalonychidae. Gene Ontology annotation, cellular component: extracellular region. The transcript has 22 exons. Bases 182 to 3094 code for a protein of 970 amino acids. Gene Ontology annotation, molecular function: calcium ion binding. Gene Ontology annotation, biological process: cell adhesion.
GCCGCGAGCGCCCCCGACCCCGACGGCAGCUGCGCACGCUGGGCGCACACCCCGCGCGCCCUUCACCUGCGCCGCCAAGGGAGUACCCGGACGCAGGAACAGCGCUCCGCCCGGGGACACCGAGGCAGGUUCGCCGCUGCCGUCGCCCGUGGGCGCCCCGCGGGGAUCCAGGAGAGCCAGCAUGUCGGCCCUGCGCGCAGCCGCGGUCCUCCUGCUGCACCUGGUCUUGCAGCCGUGGCUGGGGGCCGAUGCCCAGGCCGCCCCCCAGGUCUUUGACCUUCUUCCAUCCUCCAGUCAGAGGCUGAACCCAAGCAUUCUGCAGCCAGUCCUGACAGACCCCACCCUGAAUGAGAUCUAUGUAAUCUUCACCUUCAAGCUUCAGACUAAAAGCUCAGCCACCCUCUUUGGCCUUUACUCUUCAACUGACAACAGCAAAUAUUUUGAAUUUACAGUGAUGGGACGCUUAAACAAAGCCGUCCUCCGUUACUUGAAGAAUGAUGGGAAGAUUCAUUUGGUGGUUUUCAACAACCUGCACGUAUCUGAUGGACGGCGGCACAGGAUCCUCCUAAGACUGACCAAUUUUCUGCAGAGGGCUGUCUCUGUAGAACUCUACCUGGACUGCACCCAAGUAGAUUCCAUUCACAAUCUCCCCAGAGCCUUUUCUAGCCUCUCCCGCAGUCCUGGGUCCAUUGAAUUGAGGACUUUCCAGAGGAAGGCACAGAACGUCUUAGAAGAACUGAAGCUGGUGGUGAGAGGCUCCCUGAUCCAGGCGGCCAGCCUGCAAGACUGCUUCCUGCAGCAGAGUGAGCCGCAGGCCACCAUGAGCUCAGGGGACUUUAAUCGACAGUUUUUGGGGCAAAUGAGCCAACUAAACCAGCUACUGGGAGAGCUGAAGGAUCUUCUGAGACAGCAGGUCAAGGAAACAUCAUUUUUACGAAACACCAUCGCUGAAUGCCAGGCUUGUGGUCCUCUCAGCUUUCAGUCUCCGACCCCAAACACACUGGUGCGCCCGGCACCCCCAGCACCCCCAGCAUCCCCAGCAACCCCAGUAUCUCCAGCUUCCCUAAAGCGCCGGUGUGACUCCAACCCCUGUUUCCAAGGUGUCCGAUGUACUGAAAGCAGAGAUGGCUUUCAGUGUGGACCCUGCCCAGAGGGCUACACAGGAAAUGGGAUCACCUGCUCUGAUGUGGAUGAGUGCAAAUACCAUCCCUGCUACCCGGGCGUGCGCUGUGUGAACUUGGCUCCUGGCUUCAGAUGUGAUGCCUGCCCCGUGGGCUUCACAGGCCGUAUGUUGCAAGGUGUGGGGAUCAGUUUUGCCAAGUCAAACAAGCAGAUGUGCACCGAUAUUGAUGAGUGUCGAAAUGGAGCAUGUGUUCUCAAUUCUGUCUGUGUUAACACUUUGGGUUCUUAUCGCUGUGGGCCUUGUAAACCGGGGUACACUGGUGAUCAGACAAGGGGGUGCAAAGCUGGAAAAAGCUGCCGAAACCCGGAACUGAACCCUUGUAGUGUGAAUGCACAGUGCAUCGAAGAGAGGCAGGGUGAUGUGACAUGCGUGUGUGGAGUCGGCUGGGCUGGUGACGGUUACAUCUGUGGAAAGGAUGUGGACAUCGACGGUUACCCUGACGAAGAACUGCCAUGCUCUGCCAGGAACUGCAAGAAGGAUAACUGCAAAUAUGUGCCAAAUUCUGGUCAAGAAGAUGCAGACAGAGAUGGCAUUGGAGAUGCUUGCGAUGAGGAUGCUGAUGGAGACGGGAUCUUAAAUGAGCAGGAUAACUGCAUCCUGACUCACAAUGUAGACCAAAGGAAUAGUGAUAAAGAUAUCUUUGGGGAUGCUUGUGACAACUGCUGGACUGUCGUAAAUAAUGACCAGAAAGAUACUGAUGGCGAUGGGAAGGGAGAUGCCUGUGACGAUGACAUGGAUGGAGACGGAAUAAAAAACAUUUUGGACAACUGCCAAAAAAUUCCCAAUCGUGACCAACGGGACAAGGAUGGUGAUGGUGUGGGAGAUGCCUGUGACAGUUGUCCUGAUGUCAGCAACCCUAACCAGUCUGAUGUGGAUAAUGAUCUGAUUGGGGACUCCUGUGACACUAAUCAGGACAGUGAUGGAGACGGGCACCAGGACAGCACAGACAACUGCCCCACCGUCAUCAACAGUGCCCAGCUGGACACUGAUAAGGAUGGUAUUGGCGAUGAGUGUGAUGAUGACGAUGACAAUGAUGGCAUCCCUGACCUGGUGCCCCCUGGACCGGACAACUGCCGGCUAGUCCCCAACCCAUCCCAGGAGGACAGCAACAGUGAUGGGGUGGGAGAUAUCUGUGAGACAGACUUUGACCAGGACCAGGUCAUUGACUGGAUCGACGUCUGCCCGGAGAAUGCAGAGAUCACCCUGACUGACUUCAGGGCCUACCAGACCGUGGUCCUGGAUCCUGAAGGGGAUGCCCAGAUCGACCCCAACUGGGUGGUUCUGAACCAGGGCAUGGAGAUUGUGCAGACCAUGAACAGCGAUCCCGGCCUGGCUGUGGGGUACACGGCUUUUAAUGGAGUUGACUUUGAAGGGACCUUCCAUGUAAAUACCCAGACAGAUGAUGACUACGCUGGCUUUAUCUUUGGUUACCAAGACAGCUCUAGCUUCUACGUGGUCAUGUGGAAGCAGACGGAGCAGACAUAUUGGCAAGCCACCCCCUUCCGAGCUGUUGCAGAACCCGGCAUUCAACUCAAGGCCGUUAAGUCUAAGACCGGCCCGGGGGAGCAUCUCCGGAACUCCCUGUGGCACACCGGGGACACCAGUGACCAGGUCCGGCUGCUGUGGAAGGACUCCCGGAACGUGGGCUGGAAGGACAAGGUGUCCUACCGCUGGUUCCUGCAGCACAGGCCCCAGGUUGGCUACAUCAGGGUGCGGUUUUAUGAAGGCUCCGAGUUGGUGGCUGAUUCCGGGGUCACCAUAGACACCACCAUGCGUGGAGGCAGACUUGGCGUUUUCUGCUUCUCUCAAGAAAACAUCAUUUGGUCCAACCUCAAGUAUCGCUGCAAUGACACCAUCCCAGAGGACUUCCAAGAGUUUCAAAUCCAGACUUUUGAUCGAUUGGAUAAUUAAACCAAGAAAGCCAUCCAUAACUGCUUUUCCAAACACUAAAGUCAUAUAUUUUUUAACUUCUUGUGAUUUUCUUUAUAUAAGCUGUGGCUUGCUUUUACCAGCCCAAGUAUAUCAAAACUUUUUAUAUGAAUGUGACAAUAAAAGA